AUGAAGGUCUUCGGAAUUAUUAUGUUGUGCAUCAUCAUUUCCUUGACCAGUACUAAUGUCUCCGGGAACCAAUGCCAAAUCAAAGGCAACGUUCAUCAGGUUACUACAGACAGGCGAUUGCAUUUUUCGUGGCGAGAUUACCCGGAUCGCGACUUCAGUUGGACCCAAGGACGCAAAUAUUGCAAAGAACGUUGUAUGGACCUGGUCAGCAUCGACACGUAUGAACAAUGGAGAACUGUGAGGAACACUCUCCAAGAUGAGAACGUCAAAUUUAUCUGGACUGGAGGUCGGAAGUGCAACUAUCGUGGAUGUGACCAGCCCCGAUUUCAACCCACCAUCGAGAACGGCUGGUUUUGGGUGAGCUCGAAGAAGCCCAUUCCGAAUCCCUUCGAUCGUAGUGCUUGUACGUUUUGCGAAUGGGGACCACGUGGUGGACUGUCUAAACCGCAGCCGGAUAAUCGAGAACUGUACACCAAAGGUCGAGAUGAGGCCUGUGUGGCUGUGCUGAAUGACCUGUACAAGGAUGGGAUUAAAUGGCACGACAUUGCUUGCCAUCACAAGAAGUUCAUCAUUUGUGAACAAUUUGAUUAA
Tigriopus californicus is the source of this 591-nucleotide messenger RNA. Its product is annotated as L-selectin-like. NCBI's taxonomy places the organism in Eukaryota, Metazoa, Arthropoda, Copepoda, Harpacticoida, Harpacticidae. The transcript has 2 exons. The coding region runs from base 1 to 591 and encodes 196 amino acids. The record is from RefSeq and is a predicted model, not a curated record.